AGGGCCAGGAUGGUUUGGGACCGGUGUGAUAGAGCACUUUUCUAGUUUUAACGACUCUGUUUGCAUAACGGAGACCAAGCUUCCUCCCGCCGGUCUGCCGUGCUUUUCUUCCCUCCUUCCCGGUCCUCUGUACCCUCAUCUAUGGUCCCUCUCUGCUUCCCAGAAGAUCCGUUCUCAAGGGGACUCACUCGGAGCUUGAGUCCCAGGAAGAUCCGGAGGCACCUGGGGGAGUGGAGUUGAGCGCCAGCCUGGGUGGGGAAGCCGCCCUGGCACUGCCCGACCCUAACAAAGGGAAUCGGACUGCGCGCCGUGCGAGCGCUCGGUGGGCUCAGCGACCGCCGCCGCCUUCCCGAUUGAGAGCGCUGCAAGCAAGGGUAGAGCCAGCUGUGCCAAGCUCCGCAGCCAGCGCCCGAGAGAGAAGUUAUCAGUGCCCCGGAAGUCAACUGAAAUGAACUGGCCCCCUUGAGCCUUCCCCAAUUAUCUGGUACCCACUUUCCAGCCGGAUGCUGAGAUGGUUUUUGAUCAUCCUGAGAAAAAUGAGCCUUGGCCUCCAGACCUAGUAAAAUAAACCUCUUUCCCAUGGAGAACAGUGCUGGCUCCUGAGGACCUGGAGGGCCCACAGCCCCAGAGGGAUUAGCCAAAAGCAGGCUUGGUUCCUGCUCCGAUCAGUGGCUCUCCUGCCCGUACCAUUCAUUAUGAUUCAUACCAACUUGAAGAGAAAGUUCAGCUGCUUUGUCCUGGUCUUUCUCCUGUUUGCCAUCAUCUGCGUGUGGAAGAAAGGGAGCGACUAUGAGGCUCUCACAUUGCAAGCCAAGGUAUUCCAGAUGCCGAAGAGCCAGGAGAAAGUGGCCGCGGGGCCUGCUCCCCAGGCUGUGUUCUCAAACAGCAAACAAGACCCUAAGGAAGGCAUUCAGAGCCUCAGUUACCCCAGGGUCACAGCCAAGGUCAAGCCACAGCCCUCCUUGCAGGUGUGGGACAAGGACUCCACAUACUCAAAACUUAACCCCAGGCUGCUGAAGAUCUGGAGGAACUAUCUGAACAUGAAUAAAUAUAAAGUGUCCUAUAAGGGGCCGGGACCAGGAGUCAAGUUCAGCGUAGAGGCGCUGCGCUGCCACCUUCGAGACCAUGUGAAUGUGUCUAUGAUAGAGGCCACAGAUUUUCCCUUCAACACCACUGAAUGGGAGGGUUACCUGCCCAAGGAGAACUUCAGAACCAAGGCUGGGCCUUGGCAUAAGUGUGCCGUCAUCUCUUCUGCAGGAUCUCUGAAGAACUCCCAGCUGGGUCGAGAGAUUGAUAAUCAUGAUGCGGUCCUGAGGUUUAAUGGGGCACCUACAGACAACUUCCAACAGGAUGUGGGCACAAAAACUACCAUCCGCCUAAUGAACUCUCAGUUAGUCACCACAGAAAAGCGCUUCCUGAAGGACAGUAUGUACACCGAAGGAAUCCUGAUUCUGUGGGACCCAUCUGUGUAUCAUGCAGACAUUCCGCAGUGGUAUCAGAAGCCAGACUACAACUUCUUCGAAACCUAUAAGAGUUACCGAAGGCUUCACCCCAGCCAGCCUUUUUACAUCCUCAAGCCCCAGAUGCCAUGGGAACUAUGGGACAUCAUUCAGGAAAUCUCUUCAGAUCUGAUUCAGCCAAAUCCCCCAUCCUCCGGCAUGCUGGGUAUCAUCAUCAUGAUGACGCUGUGUGACCAAGUUGAUAUUUACGAGUUCCUCCCAUCCAAGCGCAAGACAGAUGUAUGCUACUAUCACCAGAAGUUCUUUGACAGCGCCUGCACAAUGGGUGCCUACCAUCCGCUCCUCUUCGAGAAGAAUAUGGUGAAGCAUCUCAACGAGGGAACAGAUGAAGACAUUUAUUUGUUUGGGAAAGCUACCCUGUCUGGCUUCCGGAACAAUCGCUGUUUAGCCAGGCGCCCUCAUCCUUCUCCAUAAGUCAUUUUAUGGCUGUUCUCCUGGUUACCACUGCUUGAAGGAGUGUUUUUAUUCAACAGGCCCAGCCUGCUUCUUGCACUCUAGGGAAUUUUGUUGGCGAGAGUUCUGGGGCCUCCAGCGUCUGAUGGCAAGGAGGCAGACCCAGCCUUCCCUGCAGGCACAGAGUAUGGGAGCCCAGAUUCUUGUCGUACACAUUUCUCCUGACAACAUCCUCCUCUCCUUUCACAUGAGUAGGGGAAAGAGCCACAUUUCUCACCAGGGUUGCCAAAACUAGACUUUGUUUUUUCCAACGGAAUGAUGUCAUCCUAACAAAGGAGCACCCUCCGUGGCUUAAAUCUCUCCCUAGGUGGUGAUUUCACGUCUCCCAGAUCAUGAUUUAUGUCAGAUGCAGAUGGUGGCUUCAGGGAGGGGAGGCAAAUAAUUGGGACAGGGUGGGGAAGCCUACUCAGUUACUCCAGAGUAAAGUUGUUCCCAAGGGUAGUCCCUUGGGGACAUAGUCCCGUUGUCACCCUGUCUGGCUAGGCUGAUCCUUAAUCCUGGGUGCUUAUGAUCUUGCAAAGGAUCUUGGGUAGCCCACUCCCCACUCUCCAUGGAGACAGAAGGUACAAAACCUCCCAUCUGUCCCCAACCUGAUCAGAGUUGAGUAAAAGAGAGAGACACCCAACAGGCAGCUAGAAUGCAAACAUUCCGUGUGCUCAGUGAUCUGGGCUCCUCUCUGAGAGCGUGCUAUCUGGACACCCAGCAGGGGGCCAGUUCUACCGGGUUCUUGUUGAGCAAGAGCACUGGGGAAGCUCUUAGAGGAAGAAGAGAAACACACCGUCUGCGUCAGGAGAAGUUUUCACUUUCCCCUUUAUCACUGAUGUUACAUUCUGUACGACCUGUUAGAACAUGGAAGCCCAAGGUAUUUUUGUUAGGAAGUCCCUACCCACAUUGGCACCAAGUGCUGCCCCACAGUAAAUAGCAGAUUAGUCAGAUAAACUGGGGCUCUUUUAUUUUAUUUUAUUGUUUUAGCUGUCUACUCCCUAACCUUCUCCUAAUUGCUAUCAUUACACACCAGGCUUCCCUCCCAAAUUACUUUUAAUCAUUUUCUGUUUGGCAAUUGCCCCAACUUUCGCUGACCUUAUGGGCCCCUCCCCCCCAUGAAAGGUCUCUCAGGGCAUGGGGAAUAUGUUUUCUGGGACUUAGGUUAGAAUCUUAAUCAUAACUAAUUCUCACAAGGGGUGAGGUGUGUGAUCACAGAUUGCUCUGCUCCCCCUGCAAGGGAGUAGCAUUGGUCUCUGGGCAGGGAGGACCCACCCUGUUUGGCAAGCAUACUCUCACAAGGAUUUUCUGAGACCUCUCUACCUGGUGGGAAGCCACAGCAGCCCACUCAGCCCCUGGUGUGGAGUGGUUCAGUGACUUACAGAUCAGAAUUAAUGCUAUUGAAUCAAGGUCACUGAGACACAGUCUGCUGGAUUCCCAAGGCUGGCCUGUAUGCUCACAGGGCUUCGGUUUUUAGAGCUGCAGACCCACAAUCUCAGAGCUCAGAAACUUGUUUACUGCUGACUCCUUGCCUUAUGCGGGCAAUAGAAAGCCCGGAGUGAAAAGCCCUGGCUUUCCAGGUUGACCCCCACUUCCUCACUGUGCCACUUUGUUUCCAUAUCUGUAAAAUGGGGGUGACAAUCCUACCUCACAAGGCUGUGUGGGGACCGCAGGAAAACAUAUGUCUGGGCUGUGUGAGGACCACUGGAAAGCACGUGGCUGGGCUGUGUCCACGGUGCAUAGGAAGUAGGUACCCUGAUGUCUUUCCUCAUUUAUGGAGGGUCACACCCACUGCCUUGCUGCAGGAGAAGGCAGUAGAGAGGAGCAGGGCAUCCUUUCUGUUGUGAGGCAUCUGCAUCAUUUGCAAUGCGCAGGAGCCUACCUGUCUUGCUGCCUGCACCUCAGGGUGCACAGAGCAUUGGGCUGCUUGGCCGCCGUGUGGGUUAGGUCUAGGGAAUUCCUGGUUCAUUAUAAGGCAUCAGGACUGUGGAUAGAAUGCCCAGAAAGCUGAUGUUCCUUCAAGAGGUCAGCAAGAGGUACAUUAGAAAUGGAGACUACACUGGGUAGAUUCUAGUUUUUAGUUCUUAUUAAUGUGGGGGAGUAAAUUAAUAAGUGUAAUAUGAUUCUGAUGUCUGUUAGACUUUCUCUGUGCUCUGUAAAUGUGGAUGCUUGAGUAAAGUGGACUACGGAGUGGAUGUGGGCGUCACUGUUAGUCUGAUGAGGUAUUUAGUAUUUGCGACAGGUAGUUUAAAAUCUGUGACUGAGUGCUAUAGGAAAGUGUCUGUCUACUUGGGCACUGACGUCACUAGCCAUCUAUGCAUCCUAAAUGCAGGAUCCUCUUGAUUCCUUCUGCCAAUCAAAUCUCUCAUUGCUCUUGGUUUCUGGGUUUGUGUCAGAAACUUUUAAAACAUACCUGUUAAUUCUAAAUUAUCCAAAGAUUAUGUGCAAAUUUUAAAAUAAAUAUCUUUUGCAGAAA
Mus caroli (Ryukyu mouse) is the source of this 4431-nucleotide messenger RNA. It is a transcript of the gene St6gal1, whose product is annotated as ST6 beta-galactoside alpha-2,6-sialyltransferase 1. The record is from RefSeq and is a predicted model, not a curated record. Gene Ontology annotation, molecular function: beta-galactoside alpha-2,6-sialyltransferase activity. Lineage: Eukaryota; Metazoa; Chordata; Mammalia; Rodentia; Muridae. Gene Ontology annotation, biological process: sialylation. Gene Ontology annotation, cellular component: Golgi apparatus.